Messenger RNA from Prunus dulcis (almond), 1319 nucleotides. Its product is annotated as secretory carrier-associated membrane protein 1. Gene Ontology annotation, biological process: protein transport. Gene Ontology annotation, cellular component: recycling endosome membrane; trans-Golgi network membrane. The transcript is spliced from 12 exons. The coding region runs from base 266 to 1093 and encodes 275 amino acids. Lineage: Eukaryota; Viridiplantae; Streptophyta; Magnoliopsida; Rosales; Rosaceae. The record is from RefSeq and is a predicted model, not a curated record.
UCUGAUUUUCUGGUUCAAUUUUCCCAGGAAACAAACAGCUCCACUAAAACGAAGGCCGUACGCUCCAAGAGCCUCUCUUCUUCUCUCGUUUCCUUAAAACCAAUAACCACCAAAAAAAACAAAACAAAACAAAACAAAAAACAAAAACAACGUCUCUCUCAUUUUUUCAUGUUCGACGAUCCUUAUCACCGAAAACUCUUAACUCUCACAUUCCCGAUUUAGAGCCCAUUGUCAUUUCACAGUCACCAGAGCUUGGAUCGUUCCCAUGAAUCGUUACGAUUCUAACCCUUUCGCCGAUGACGAGGUCAAUCCAUUUGCGAAUCCUGGAAGUGUCCCCCCUGCAAACUCGAGGCUUUCACCUCUUCCUCCUGAACCCUAUGAUCGCAAUGCAACAGUUGAUAUUCCUCUUGAUAAUUCAAAGAGUUUAAAAGCAAAGGAGAAGGAACUCCACGCAAAAGAGGCUGAAUUGAAAAAGAAGGAACAGGAACUAAAGCGGCGGGAAGACGCCAUAGCACGAGCUGGAGUUGUUAUAGAGGAGAAAAACUGGCCUCCAUUUUUCCCCAUCAUCCAUCAUGACAUUGCAAACGAAAUACCAAUCCAUCUACAGAGGAUCCAGUAUGUUGCGUUCACAACAUAUCUGGGUUUGAUUGUGUGUCUUCUGUGGAAUAUUCUGGCAGUUACCGUAGCCUGGUUCAAAGGAGAAGGUCCAAUAAUUUGGCUUCUGGCUGUAAUCUACUUCAUAGCAAGUGUUCCGCUAUCCUAUUUCCUCUGGUAUCGCCCGCUUUAUCGUGCUAUGAGGACUGAUAGUGCUCUGAGUUUUGCUGGGUUUUUCUUGUCUUAUCUGCUCCACAUUGCAUUUUGCGUCUAUGCUGCAAUUGCUCCUCCAAUUGUCUUCAAAGGGAAAUCUAUCACAGGUAUUUUGCCUGCAAUAGAACUGCUGGGUUACAAUGCUGCGGUUGGGACUUUAUUUCCUCAUUUCAGAUACUUUACUUCAUUGGAUUUGGGCUGUUCGUCUGUGAAACAGUUCUCAGCAUCUGGGUUAUUCAGCAAGUAUACACGUAUUUCAGAGGCAGUGGAAAGGCUGAAGAGGUGAAGCGUGAGGCAGCAAGAAGUACCAUGAUGGCAGCAAUGUGAAAUGACCAAACCCAAAGGAUUUUGGAUAGCAACUUGUUAGGAUCACGGUUUCUCUUAUAUUCUUUUUGUUUAAUGGUUUCUUCACAAACCAAAGGAUUUCGUAUAGUAGUGAAUGUUGUUAGGUUGUGCAGUCAGAUGGAUGGUGCCUCUUUUGAGUCCAACCUUGAAAUAUCGUUUUCCCCGUA